Molecule: messenger RNA, 2346 nt
Organism: Penicillium maclennaniae
Lineage: Eukaryota; Fungi; Ascomycota; Eurotiomycetes; Eurotiales; Aspergillaceae
Product: GAG-pre-integrase domain-containing protein
Exons: 2
Coding region: 1-2346 (781 amino acids)
Biological process (GO): DNA integration
Molecular function (GO): nucleic acid binding
Source: RefSeq, a predicted model, not a curated record
AUGGGUAUGGUCACUUGCCUAGCUUCUAAGUAUGAACGGUCUAAUUUGUGGGCAUAUGAUUCGGCCGCAGACACCUAUGUUUGCAAUGAUCGUUCUCAAUUCGUCACCUUUGCGCCCUAUGAAGGAGACCUUCUAAUCGGUGACACAAAGGCUUCCAUAAAAGGAAAAGGCUUAGUCUAUCUUCGCUUCGAAAACACCACUUUCGACCUCUAUGAAACCCUAUAUGUCCCUCGCUUCCAUUUGAAUAUCCUUUCAGCAAAAAGGGCCAAGAAAGGGGGUGUUUACCACAAUCAAAGGCUUGUUAGGCUUAAGACAAAAAAUGGGACGCCUAUCUGCAAGACUUCGGAUGAAACAGGUAUUACCCUCAUUUUAAGGGCAAAAAAUGAGUCGAUGCAAAAGGGGCGCGGCUCCCCCGGCUCCCCCUCGCUCCAUCUACAAACGGCUUUGAAUAUGACUACAAAGCCUAUUCAACCCAUUAAGGGGGAAUCCGACCCGAAAAACGACACUUGCGAGCCUAAUCCGAAGCCUAAGGACGAGCCUAUGACAUUUGCAUCAUCCUAUGAUCCGGCUAUCCUCAAAGGCUCAGACAGCCUAUGGCACCAGCGUCUAGGUCAUCCUAGCAUCGACGCAAUCAAGCAUUUAGAAGCCUCUACCACAGGGGUGGAGGUAGACCAUUUUUCGGCCGAAAACCCACCUUGCGAGACAUGCCUAGUCUCUAAGGCUCAAAGACAGGUGUCUAGACGUCCUAUGCAUAUUGGAGACCACCCGUUCGAAACAAUGCAUUGGGACCUUAUUCAUUUGGGUCCUGGAAUCAACAAUAUCCACUAUGCAAGCCAUACGUAUUGUCCAGUGACGAAAUACCACCUAUUAGUCACUAUUGCAAGAAAACACCUGAUCCAAUCAUCAUUGCAGCAAAUGAUUGAUUUUGUCCUUACCCAAUUCGGCAUCCGCAUCAAACGCAUCCACCUAGACGGGGACCGCAAUAUCCACCAGGAUAGGUUUCGGACUCAAGGAAUUGAGGUCAAAACCUCACCGCCCUAUCAACCAGAGCAAAACCCUUUUGCAGAAAGGUCUGGUGCAGUCAUUAUCUCUAGGGCUAGGGCUAUGAUCAUUCAGGCAUCCUUACCUAAAUAUUUAUGGCCUGAAGCAGUCCAAGCCGCGGUCUAUGUGCUUAAUCGAACCCCAAAUAAAAAACUAGGGUGGAAGACACCCUACCAGGCCUUAUUUGAAAGCCUAGACCCUAAACCAGGCUAUAUGAAGUCAAAGCCUGAUUUGUCGAAUCUACGGGUCUAUGGCUGCAAAGCCUUUGUGAGGAUCAAUAAUAUCCCUCGUCUCGCAAAGAUGAAGCCUAGAGCAAUGAUAGGCUACCUUGUCGGCUUCAAAGCAUCCAAUAUAUGGAGAAUAUGGGUGCCUAAGGCCCAUAAGGUUCUAAAUGCAAGAGACUGUGUGUUUGAUGAGAAUAGUUUCUAUCAACCAAGUUCGGCAUACGAUGUGAUAGACGACCAAUCAAAAGAAGCUAUUCAGCCUUUAUCAACACCCGAAUUCAACCUAGUCAUUUCCGAGACUAGCAUUAAAGAGCCUCUCGAUGAUCCUUUGACGAUACGGCCUUUACCGGACGAACCAGAACUAUCGUCCGAUGACGACAUUGAAGAACUAUUGUCCAAUAACGAUAUUGAAAAACCUAAAAAUAGGGAGCAUGACUACGAAGACCAAAUCCUCGGCGACCUACCGCCUUCCCCAGACGAAUCAGAAGAAAGAGAAGAAGAAGAAGUGAGGCAAAACCAAUGCGAAAGUGAGGAUAACCUUACUCUAAACGGGACCGAAAACGCACCUUAUUCGGGCAAUUUUAGAGUAAAUGACCCUUCACUUUAUCCUUACCCAGAAGUCGGAAACGCCUCACUUCCCUCUGAACCUUCUUUAUUGUCCCAAAUCACUAUUCCGGCCGAAGACCUUACCCCGGAUGCACGUGUUCCCGACCAAUCACCUGAUUUUAUGGUCUUAAUUGAUAACUCUUCCUAUGACGAGGAAAUGUUGAAUCAAUACGACCACCACAAACGGGACAGAUCUUCCUCGCCUGACUCAUCAAAUAAACGGCACGCCUUCGCUUCCUUUUAUAAUGCCUUUUCUGCGGCUAUAAAAGAUCAGCCUAAAAAGGUGCAUCAGGACGAUCUUCCCCUUCCACCAGAAUCAUGGGAAGAAAUGCUUAAUCAUCCUUAUAAAGCCGAAUUUAUGCAAGCCGCAGACAUCGAAUAUCAGAAACUUGAGAAUAUGAAUGCAUGGACACCCAUGAAGCGAAAGACCAUUGAAGAAGACCAUAAGACAUGCAAAUGCCAAAUUCAAAGCUAG